Closterium sp. NIES-65 is the source of this 1650-nucleotide messenger RNA. The record is from the annotation of a GenBank genome assembly. Lineage: Eukaryota; Viridiplantae; Streptophyta; Zygnematophyceae; Desmidiales; Closteriaceae.
AUGACUCGAGCGUUCCUCCUCCUCGUCGCGCUAUCCGCGUUAUUAGUAGUUGCGGCUGGCGUCGCUGCCGCAACUAACCCCCCCCGCUCAGGCAAGAUCGCUCUGCGUGGCGGCGACGGCAGCGUGACCAGCGGGACCACAACACCUGGCGGGCGCGGCGGCAGCGGCGAUUCCCACACCGUUUCGCACGGCGACUCGCACGGCGAUUCGCGGCACGGAGGGAUUCUUGGCGGCGGGAGUGACGAGGAGAGGGAGGACGACGACGGAGGCCACGGCGGGCAUGGCGGCCGGGGGCAUGACAGCGACGAGGACGACUCUACUACUGAUGACGACCAUAACAGCGAGCACGAGGGCGAAGCUAACAGCGAUGAUGAUAGCGACGACGACAGCGAGCAUGGCGGUGGUGGCAGCAGCCAUGGCGGCGGGCUGUGCGGGCGGGGCGGGUGCAGCAACGAGUCAGGCGAGGUGGGGUACUGGAAGCUGCCCGACUAUGGCCGCUGCUCCAUCGGCACCGUCAGCAGCGGUGGUGCGCCGAGGAAGGCAGAUGAGGCGUGGUGUGCGGGGGCGGCGGUGGGCGUGAAGGAGUGUUGCAGCCGAUGCAGCAGCGUCAAUGCCACGGCUGAUGGCACACCCUUCAACUGCCGCCACUGGGCGCACAUUCCAUCUCCCGACUCUCACGACCGCCACAGCAGCGAGCAGCGAGGCAAGUGCGUCCUCCUGCCGGCCGUGGACGCGCUCACGCCCGAGAAGGCCCGCAAGGGGCGGUGCGGCACCAACACGGGCGACGACACGGUGCGCGUGGGGCGGCGGUGUGCGUACGGCGAGAACGACCCGCACUUCCUGGGCGCGCACGGCACGCGGUUUGACUUUAACGGGCUGCCAGACCGCUCCUUCUGCCUCUACACCGACCGCCAAGUGCACGUCAACAUGGCCAUGCGCGGCUACCUCGACCACCGCCCCCUCCCGCCCUCUGCUGGUAACCGUAGCAUGCUGGCUGCGGCUCGUUUUGUCAACGGCUCGGCCGUUCGCACGUGGAUCCGACAGCUGGCGAUCAUGUGGCACGACGGCGAGAGCAGCAACAGCAACAGCACAAGUGCUCACUCACUCGUGCUGACGGCACGGGAUGGCAAGGAGCAGACUCGCGGCGCUCAAGGCUUCCUUGCAUCCGCCACUCUUGACAACAAGCCUCUCCCACGCCUGACUCUUGGCGAGAGCCAUGUUCUCUCAAAUGCGCAGCUGAUUUUGUCCUUUGUGGGCCAGGAGAAGACCGGCCCGUUCGACGUGGACGUGUACACCCUCCGCCUGGAAAAUCUCCUGGAGCUCGAGUUGAAGCUGCGCGCAGCGCACCCUCUGUUGCAAACACCUGAGGACGCGCAGGUGCACAUCAACCUGAUGUUUGUGGACUCGAAUCCGAGCAGGCAGGUGCACGGGGUGAUGGGGCAGACGUACCGCAGCGGCAGGGAGCAGCGCACCAUGGAGUAUUCGAGGCUUGCUGCUCUGCUGCACCACCCUGUGUCGGUGGAUGGGGAGGAGGGCAAGGGGUUUCUGGAUGGGCAGGUGGGGGAUUAUGAGACGUCGGGAGUGACUGCCACUGACUGCAGAUUCACUGCUUUCAAUGGCGGCCAGCUGCCUCUGCUGGCAGAGGAAUGA